AUGGAGUGUAACUGCCUGGUCUUUUCGGGAAGAAGUUCGCAUCAUUUCCCUAAGUUUGGUUUCAAGCCCAGUGUAUGGUCCUCUCGCAACGCCUCUCACGAUGAUCCUAAGCACUCGCCAGCUUCCCCAGUCCGGGCAACCACCGUUACAAGAAAGAGGCGUUCUGCUGCUGGAAACCUCCACCAUCACCAUCCGUCGCCGUUGACCUCAUGUGCUGUCGCUAAGCCACGACCUCAUCAGCGAAAUGUCAUUAGGAAACGGCGCCGGAGCAGGGUCAAGGCCAGAACUUCGUUCAUCAGAUCCUCCACCAGUGGCACCGCUUCCCUCGGGGCUAAACGCAAUCGAGCUCCAAAAUCAAGAGUAGCCGGGAGAAACAAUCGGAACGGGUCUGAGUGCGGCCGAGGUAAGGAGGCUGGGAAGCCCAAGGGGCUACACAACUGGGUCACUCGGCAUAUUCUCAGUUCCAAAGACGAUAAUGCCGCCGACGCUUCCCAAAAUGGACGCAGCAAGGCUCUCGACAUCAGUCACCCAAUACCACUAAAUGCAGGUAAUGACAACAAUACUCCGGCAACACUUCGACAGGGUUUGGGACCCCCUGACACCGACCAAAGCCAAUACUCGCUGAUGCAGAUGCCCGAAGUGCCAAGCGAGCCUCUUGUUUGGUUACAGGCUUCUCGCCCCUUCAUAAGUUUUGCCGACCAUGCCACCACCGGAUUCCAAGGCAUGCCUGUGGCACAUUCAGAAUAUGCCCACGUUGGCCCCCUUGAUAGCAACAUGGGCUGCGAUGGCACAGCCUCGGCAGAUGGUUUUCAGCCACAAACGCCUCGAGUCACACAGCCAAUCAUCAACCGCAAGCCUAUUCCUUCCCAGGGCCAAGACGCAGAGAGAGCAAGGCAUCGAGGUCGUGAGCAUAUUGCUUUGGUGUCUACACUCCCAACAUCCAAACGAGAGAAGAGGUUCGGCCUGGCUGAUCCCACGGUCUGGGGCUCUGUGUCCCGCACACUUUCUCAGCAGCACAAGCUCUCCGAAAUCAUAUCACCGGAGAGAUCGGACAAGUCAUCCUCUAUUCUAAUAGAGGCACAGUCGAGAUCGUCAAGCAAUCGAAAGAAACUAAACCGUUUCACCAAAGAGCUUGAAAGGUAUAAUGCGGCUCAUCCCAAGCCUCCUGAUUCGUCUUCAGGGGCGCUACCUUCUAGCCCGUCAGUCAAGACAGUCAGCGCACUUGUCCCCUACCGUUGCGAGUUCGCUGCAGCCGGGCUUGCUGUUACAUCCAAGGAGCAAAAAGAACUCCCACACUCGAAGGCAUCUCACCUCUCAAGGAUUAGUCUUCAUAGGCAGGUCAUACGACCUCCAGGCUCACCUAUAGCCUCUCAAUUAAACGGCGAGGCAUGGGGACGUGGGGCGACUCCAAACAGCAACGGGUCAAGCAGUUCAUCAGAUAUCCGCAUCACUCCACCUAGUGGCAUUCCAGGGCUACUGGCGGAUGAUAUAUUUCCCACUCCAGAGAUUGAGAGAAAACCGAAAUCUCCCCCCAAGAUACUGCCGUGGCUUUGUUACCCGGCAUCCGAGACGUCAGUAUCUGACGACAAGGCCCAUGACAGAAACAAUGAAAACGCGCCCCAAUUUAAACUUUUUCAUGGUCCUACAUGUUCUGUCCCUACAGCGGUGCAAACUUCUCCACGCAAAGGCAAAUCACCCUCGAGGGAGUGGGCUGCCACUGAGAGAGUUGCUACACCAGGUUCAAGAAGUCCAGCUAAAGGAAUUGUUGAGAAAAAUGGCCCCGGCAGCAUGCCUCGGAGAAAAUCAUCGUGGAAGGCACCGCCAAUCCCUGUCAAAUCAGCAGCGCGACCCAUAGAGAGAUCAGGCCCGAGGCAGGUCUUGACCGAGCAUCCCGCCAUUUCUUCAACCAAGAAGGCGAUUCCGGAUCAUGAAAAGUGCUUAUCGGGCCAGCACACGGAGGAGAUUCUGACCACUCCUCCGCCUCAGAGUAACAAGUUAAAGACCAGGCCAAAUACUAUAGCUCGUCAAAGGAUCUCGCAGUCGGCAAGCAACGGAUCACCUAGGAUUAUAGGUGUAAAACGUCAACCUCGAGUUUUGCCCGAACUUCGCUCGUCCAACACCCGUCAGCAGCCUUCUCCCAUCCCUGAAGAGCUCGAAGCAUCUCCAUCAUCGACCAUGGGUUUUAACAAGCCGCUACCCAAGACACCUCCAGAACAGCAGAAGGCCUCUCCUACCGAACAGAAAGCCAUCAACGACGCCAGAUAUACCAACAACACACCGAAACAAGCAAAGGACUUAGCGGAAAUAGCGCCGGAGACGAGCCCAAAGUACCAACGCAUGAGCGCUAGAUCACCCCCAAAAUUACCACACACCUGGAAGUACGCAAUUAUUACGGAUUCAUCCUUUGAAGAGGCGCUUGACGCAGUUCUGCAUAAAUUAGAAGCCCUGGACGGCGCCGCCGCUGCCGCCAAAAUGCCCACUCUACCGUCAGCCACUCCACCUCACACCGAGCAGCCAGCGCCUGAUCCGCCUAUUAUAAGCAUCACGGAGCCGACGCCAGAGUCCCAGGAUCACGCUCGAUUCGGGCUAAAGGCUUCUGUCGAGGAUUCACCUAGUCCUGCUCAGCUUAACAAUCCACUCUCCUCGGCGACUGCUCCCAAUAACGCUAUUAAGGUGGCGGUAAAUCCAUCACCAGAAGACAAAGCAGGAGGGAACGAGUCAGACUGGGAAGAUCAGCUAGAGGCGCCGCCAGCGUGCAAGGAGCGGCCACUUGCUCCUCAUGAGACGUUUGUGGAUCAACGGGACCGCGAUAUUUGCGACAGAGAUGUUCUCAAGGGGCUCAGGCUGGCCAUAGAGGCAGCCUGUGAUGAAGAAUUCGACGCGUGGAUUCAAAACCAGACGGGCCUUAGGUUGCGGCGCUUUUUGGCUGAUCUCAAAGGGUUUGAAGGGCUACGGAGAGAUGCUGAGGCCAUCGCCGAGGCCGAGGAGGCGGCGAUUAGAGCGGCGGCCCAGGACUACCAACCGGCGCGGAGGCGGAGGGCGGAACAGAGGAGACAGGCGGCUAUUAGUAGGCUUAGUGAUGGGAAGGAUAGGAAAAAAGGUGCUUGUUAA
This is a messenger RNA of Pyricularia pennisetigena, 3111 nucleotides long. RefSeq lists its product as uncharacterized. The coding region runs from base 1 to 3111 and encodes 1036 amino acids. The transcript has 2 exons. The record is from RefSeq and is a predicted model, not a curated record. Lineage: Eukaryota; Fungi; Ascomycota; Sordariomycetes; Magnaporthales; Pyriculariaceae.